CAUCCUUCGACCUGAGAAACAUCCGCAGCGUUGAAAUCUAUAAAAGCAGGGCCAUUUCUCCACUUGAAACUUCAUCAAUUCUCAAGUCUCACAAAUACCCACCACCACUCAUCUAUACACCUUUACUCGUCGAAAAGUUAUCACAUCAUGCGUUCUUCCACAUUCGCUUCUCUCAUCGUCCUCAGCGUUGGUUUGGCGACUGGCUCGCCAAUCAGCGUUGACCGUGCCCAUAACGGCAUUGCCUCCACCGAUGCCAGCGGGUCUGGCUCUGUCUAUUUCGACAUCAAUUCGAAGAGGGACCAUCUGCCAAUACCUGACUUACCCACUGCUACUCUUCCAACCGGCACCGUCCCUUCUUCUCCAAUUCCCUCGUCCGCGGUGCCGUCCACUCCUGGCUCUAACGGGACAGAUAGCACACCUGCCGAGGCUGAACCCAAGGCUUACGGUAGCUGGGCUACCGGCGGAAGCAAAAAUACUACCACGACAGCUCAACCAUUCACAGAGACCUCACCUUCAUCCGAGAAGGAGUCGACACCCGCGAAAGGUACCGAGGGUGCGAAGGGUAUUCGAACCGAAGACACUAACAGUGUCAAACCUUCGCCUACUCAUGCGGAUGAUUAUGCAAAGACGGAAGAGCUUCCGGUUCCGAGCCCUUCCAUUUCCCUCCCGACCACUGUUGAUCAGGCGAAUGAGGACCCUCAUCAUCCUACCACACCCCCUGAUCAGACCAGCCCAGACAUCCACGGCGCUGAUGGUGACGAAACCGGAGACGACGAUGACGAGGCGCAUGUUUAUCAUGGAGAGAAGGAUGAGAAAUUAGAGAUACCUACCAUCCCUAACACCCCGUCCCCUGAUAUCCCCCUUCCUUCACAAAACCCCACUUCUUCUCUGCCGAAGGUCGAGAUUCCGCAUAUUGCUACUCCCAACAAUAAGUCUUCCGAGCCCGAGAAGGGAACUUCUGAGAGCGACGACUCGAAUCAGGGGAAGGAACUUGAUGAUUCUGACCAGGAGAAGAAGGAUUAGGAUUUAUCGUCUCUUCCCAACCAGAUGUCGACACCAGUAGAUGACUAGAAAGAUGCUUUAGUCUAGAGCUUGUGCUGGUCAUGAGCAAACGUCUUCAUAGCACCAAAUAAAUAAACAGUUACUUCAUCCGUCUACA
This is a messenger RNA of Somion occarium, 1159 nucleotides long. Lineage: Eukaryota; Fungi; Basidiomycota; Agaricomycetes; Polyporales; Cerrenaceae. The record is from the annotation of a GenBank genome assembly.